This is a messenger RNA of Penicillium waksmanii, 1404 nucleotides long. Its product is annotated as oleate delta-12 desaturase odeA. The record is from RefSeq and is a predicted model, not a curated record. Gene Ontology annotation, biological process: lipid metabolic process. The transcript has 2 exons. The coding region runs from base 1 to 1404 and encodes 467 amino acids. NCBI's taxonomy places the organism in Eukaryota, Fungi, Ascomycota, Eurotiomycetes, Eurotiales, Aspergillaceae. Gene Ontology annotation, molecular function: oxidoreductase activity, acting on paired donors, with oxidation of a pair of donors resulting in the reduction of molecular oxygen to two molecules of water.
AUGUCGUCCACUGCACUUCCCAAGCGCGUUGCGCUGAACCGCAACCCCGCCACCGAGAACUCCGUUCCCAGCUCGGUUUCCGCGUCGCCUUUUGAUAGCCCGCGCCAGUCGCCCUCGUCGACCUCUCUGUCCUCUAUGGGCUCCGAUCAGGAGAAGACCAAGAUGCUCGACACCUAUGGCAACGAGUUCAAGAUCCCCGACUUCACCAUCAAGCAGAUCCGCGAUGCCAUCCCUGCUCACUGCUUCCACCGCUCCGCCAUCACCAGCUUGUACUAUGUCUUCCGUGACAUUGCCAUCCUCGCCUCCGUUUUCUACCUCUUCAACCACUAUGUCACCCCAGAGUAUGUUCCCUCCAUGCCGGCCCGCGUUGUCCUCUGGACUCUGUACACCGUCAUUCAGGGUAUGGUCGGUACCGGUGUCUGGGUUCUGGCCCACGAGUGCGGUCACCAGGCUUUCUCGCCCUCCAAGGUGCUGAACGACACUGUCGGUUGGAUCUGCCACUCGGCUCUGCUGGUUCCCUACUUCUCCUGGAAGAUCUCCCACGGCAAGCACCACAAGGCCACCGGUAACAUUGCCCGCGACAUGGUCUUCGUUCCCAAGACCCGUCAGCAGUAUGCUACCCGCGUUGGCAAGACCAUGCACGAGCUUGCCGAACUUGUCGAGGAGACCCCCAUCGCCACUGCUACCCACAUGAUCCUCCAGCAGCUGUUCGGCUGGCCCCUGUACCUGGUCUCCAACGUCACCGGCCACAACAACCACGCUAAGCAGCCCGAGGGCCGUGGUGUCGGUAAGGCCAACGGCUGGUUCGGCGGUGUCAACCACUUCAACCCUGCCAGCCCUCUGUACGAGGCCAAGGACGCCAAGCUCAUUGCCCUGAGCGACCUCGGUCUCAUCAUCACCAGCUCCGUUCUGUACUAUAUCGGCACCACCUAUGGCUGGUUGAACCUUGCCGUCUGGUACGGUAUCCCGUACCUGUGGGUGAACCACUGGCUCGUUGCCAUCACCUUCCUGCAGCACACCGACCCCUCCCUUCCUCACUACCAGCCCGAGGUCUGGAACUUCGCCCGUGGUGCCGCCGCUACCAUCGACCGUGACUUCGGCUUCGUCGGCCGCCACAUCUUCCACGGUAUCAUCGAGACCCACGUGCUGCACCACUAUGUCAGCAACAUCCCCUUCUACAACGCCGACGAGGCCAGCGAGGCCAUCAAGGAUGUUAUGGGCAACCACUACCGCACCGAGGCCCAGACCGGAUGGACUGGCUUCAUCAAGGCUAUCUGGACCAGCGCCCGUGUCUGCCAGUGGGUUGAGCCCACCGAGGGUGCCACUGGUGAGAGCCAGGGUGUCCUGUUCUACCGCAACACCAACCGCAUCGGUGUUCCUCCUUCCAAGGUUGCGGUCAACUAG